AUCUGCGUGUAUUCAAAAGUAACAGGGUGUGUUUGUGAGGCUGCUUAAAGUUCUUACUAACUGAAGUGUUUCAGCUUGUUUGUUUUAGCUUGAACGACUUGAAGAUAAAGAUGUCGGGAACACGUACCCUGUGCUGCCAUGUCACCACAGCAACCCGCUCAUUUGCCAUCUUAUAUCUGAUAGGUAACCUGCUGGAAUUGGGGGACAUUGUCCGAACAGCUCCUUGGGACAAAACUCCAUACGGUAUCCCCUAUAAUAAUGUCAGGUCUACCAGGGGUCAGCGUAUCUUUGAUGUUAGCACCAACAUUCUGAUGCUGGUUCUGAUGUCAGUCUCUGGUGUGUUGGCUAUGUUCUCUCACCGCAAGGGUCCCAUGUUUGUCCUGCCUUUCGUGCUGACGAUGUUUGUGGACUUGGGUCUGAAUUUUCUCUCCCUGUUUAAUGGAGCCUGGGGACUGCCAGGGACCCCAAAAUACAGAGACGUCCUGCAAGCUGCAAAAUAUUACAAAGGAGUCAAUAGGUUGGAUGAGGAGGACUUGGGCCAUUUGACCAUGGGAUACACUGUUCUCUUUAUUCUGAACAUAUUGCUAAAGGUGUACGUUCUUCAAGUGUCAAUGAGAUGUUUCUAUGCCCUGAAGGCAGAAAGAGCUUCUGGCAGCCAUGUUGACAAUGGAAAUACUGUGACAGUUAAACUACCUUCCUAUGACGAGGCUCUCAAAAUGAAAACUGAAGCUGAACCUCCCACCUAUCAAGAGCCCUGAAAUAAAAACCAAUUAUGUGAUGCAGAAGCUGGACCGCAAUGAGCACAAAAUCACACGCAAAACAUAAACAAGCAGUUCUAUGCAUUUCUAUGCUUUACUUAUUAAAUUUACCCAGAUAAUAAUUUACAUGUUUCUGAAUAUAGCAUCUUUACUACUAGAUUGAAGAAGCAUUAAGUUUGAACUGGAAUGGUUAUAUGAAACAUCACUUUUGUGGACCCACAAACUGCUUAUCUUUUUUUAGAUACUUGCAACUUGAAGCUUUAUCUUUUGACUACCAAAAGGGAAAAUACCACUUUAUGCUGAUAUAAAUGAUAAAUAAACAGUGUUUCAGUUAA
This is a messenger RNA of Misgurnus anguillicaudatus (oriental weatherfish), 1093 nucleotides long. RefSeq names its product lysosomal protein transmembrane 5 (gene laptm5). The record is from RefSeq and is a predicted model, not a curated record. Gene Ontology annotation, cellular component: lysosomal membrane. NCBI's taxonomy places the organism in Eukaryota, Metazoa, Chordata, Actinopteri, Cypriniformes, Cobitidae.